This is a messenger RNA of Symbiodinium necroappetens, 555 nucleotides long. The record is from the annotation of a GenBank genome assembly. NCBI's taxonomy places the organism in Eukaryota, Dinophyceae, Suessiales, Symbiodiniaceae.
AUGCCUCCGAAACCUCCCAAAGAGAUCGGAAAUGGACGUUUCGAAGUUCAAAAAGCACUUGGCGCCGGAUGCUUUGGCCAAGUCUGGAAAGGUAUUGAAAAGAGUAGUGGAGAAACCGUUGCCAUAAAGUUCGAGGACAACCAAGCGAAAGGUGCUCCGAACCAGCUGAAGACGGAGUAUGACACGUUGCGGAUUAUCAGUGCCGCGAACGAGAAUGCGCAGGGCUUCUCCAAGCCAUUUUGGUUCGGGGUGGAGGGCCGCUUCAGCUGUCUAGCGAUGGAGCUGCUCGGCCGGUCCUUAGAGGACCGAAUGCAGCAGUGCGGCAAGAAACUCACGCCGCAAUCUUGCGUGCUGAUCAUCGAUCAGAUCCUUCGGCGUUUGGAGUUUCUCCAUUCCCUCGGCCUCAUUCACCGAGACAUCAAGCCUGAGAACUUCAUGUUUGGUGUUGGGCGUAAGGUCCAUGUUCUGUACCUCAUCGACUUCGGCCUCGGCCGAAGGUACUGGCGAGACAAGCAGCAUGCACCGCCGAGGCCCUCAGAGCCCCAGGGGUUUUGA